AUGACAAUCCCAGCCCCAACUAUCCCAACACGCCAACGAGCCGCCGUCCGUCAUGGCACAGGCGAAACUGCCACGACGACCAUCGAGACCAUCGACGUCCCGCAACCCGGGCCGGGCCAGAUUCUGGUAAAGAUCAACUGGACUGGGCUCUGCGGCUCGGACAAGUCUCUCCUGCACGACGACUGGCAGGCUUUCGGCGUGGCCAUGCUGCCCCAGAGCCAAGGAAUCGCGGGACACGAAGGGGCGGGCGUUGUCGUCGCCGUUGGCGAGGGCAUGCAGCGGCGGUGGAAGAUCGGUGAUCGGGCGGGCGUCAAGUGGAUUGCGAGUACCUGUGGAGAAUGUGAGUUCUGUCUCAAUGGGGUUGACGAGGUGCAUUGUGAGAAGCAGAUUAAUAGUGGGUUUUCGGCGCCGGGGACGUUCCAGGAGUAUUGUCUUGUGGAUGGGAGAUAUACAUCGAAGAUUCCAGAUGGGGUGUCGGAUGAGGAGGCCGGUCCGAUCAUGUGUGGCGGUGUUACUGCGUAUACGGCUUGCAAGAGGUCUGCCGUCAAGUCCGGUCAAUGGCUUGUACUCCCCGGCGCUGGAGGCGGACUGGGCCAUUUGGCUAUCCAGUAUGCGCGCGCAAUGGGCAUGAGAGUCCUUGCUAUUGAUGGCGGCGACGAGAAGCGGGAGCUUUGUGAGAAGCUCGGGGCCGAAGCAUACAUUGAUUUCCAGAAAUUCAAAGCUCCUGCAGACAUCAAGGAUGAGGUCAUGCGAAUCACGAAACACGGCGCACACGGUGUGGUCGUGACGGCUGCCAGUAAGACCGUCUACGAAUGGGCGCCUAUGUACCUCCGGCCCGGAGGCACAAUGGUGGUGGUUGGUCUACCGAAGGAUCCCUCCAUUCUCGCAGGCGCACCUCCGCUUGUCAUCGCUUUGAGACGAUUAAAUAUCGUCGGGAAUAUCACUGGGAGUUUGAAAGAUGUAGAGGAGGCGCUGGAUUUUACGGCGCGAGGCAUUGUACAUCCAAUUCUGUCCAAGGGGAAGUUGGAAGACUUGGAUUCAUGGAUCGAGAAGCUGAAUGCGGGUCAGUUGGCUGGUCGUGCAGUAUUACAGGUGGCAGCGCAGGCGACUGAAUGA
Molecule: messenger RNA, 1116 nt
Organism: Aspergillus pseudonomiae
Lineage: Eukaryota; Fungi; Ascomycota; Eurotiomycetes; Eurotiales; Aspergillaceae
Product: zinc-dependent alcohol dehydrogenase
Exons: 3
Coding region: 1-1116 (371 amino acids)
Molecular function (GO): oxidoreductase activity
Source: RefSeq, a predicted model, not a curated record